This is a messenger RNA of Mollisia scopiformis, 1795 nucleotides long. RefSeq lists its product as uncharacterized. The record is from RefSeq and is a predicted model, not a curated record. The coding region runs from base 134 to 1387 and encodes 417 amino acids. NCBI's taxonomy places the organism in Eukaryota, Fungi, Ascomycota, Leotiomycetes, Helotiales, Mollisiaceae. The transcript has a single exon.
CGCGUAUCCCGUCCGACUCGUAAUGAUUCACGCAACCUAGUACACAAGAAUGAUCGAAGGUCUCCGAGGCAAUUUCCAACAAGACACAAGCUAAACUCUCAACAACAACUUCUGACACUAGACCGCACUCCUCAUGGGAAAACACAAAAUCCACCGAAAUGCGCCUUGGAAGAGAGAUACUCUCCUGCUGGCGUGUAUUCUUCGUCUCCGAGUUCAGCCGUCUGUUCCCUACCCUAUCAUUGCCUCCUUUCUCGUCCACGGUUUUCCAGACAUUAUUCAGAAGCUAGCAAAGAAAGUAGCACCACGAGACCUCCGUCCAAAACUAGCUGAAGAUCGAGAUGCCCUGCUAGGAUGGUUGGAAAGUUAUCUUGAAGAAAGGUACAACUUAGCAGAAGACUGGUGCUCGAAACCAUGGCAAGCGGCAAGAGACUGGGAAUCAGACGCUGUGCUGGAUAUCUUGGAUGCUUUAGGGCUGGAGAAGAUGGAGUAUGGGGUAAAGGAGGAGGAGGAUAUGAGAUUGUUGAUGGAGCGGAGAAACCAAGCAGAUUGGAAAGCAGGGAGUGAACCACUUGGGUCGCCCGAAAGAGGAGCGACAGGUAAAGGAAUCACCGAGAGGCAACCUGCGUCACAGGAUAAGAUAAAUGAAGGAGGUGAUGGCUUGAAGAGUCGUAGGCGUGAGUUUUGGGCUCUCCAGAAACCUCCAGUUGUGCCUCUUCCCGAAGCUUUCGACGAUGAAGGACGAACAUCAGAUCGAACUUUCGGUUCGGAUCUCUUUUGUACCCAGAAGACUGAUCAGGAUGUAUUAGACAUCCCUAAUACAUAUGUCAGCGAAGUACAAGCUUCAUGGGACUCUAGAAUUGGUGGAGAGAGAGAAGCGGCCUUGAACCAAGAGCGCGAGACCAUGGACGUUCCGCUACAGAAAAUUUCUGCCGAACAAAACCAUGGUUACGUGAGCACCUCGAAUGAAACAAGGCCUGUCGCAGUAGAGCUUACAGCUGAGGCAAAACGAUGGAAAGAGCAUCAGCAGAGGGUAGGAAGCCUCCUCCAAAGGCUAGAUGCCGUGCAGCAGAAGUACAGCCAAGACCCGGAAAGCUUGCACUACAAGCGCGAGACACAGCAACAGCAGCAGGAACCAGAUUAUUACACACCAACCCAGAGGCAUCCGUCACAGCUGGAACUGCCUCGGAUCCAGACAAGUUUUGAUCAACAGCUUGAAGACAUAGAAAAUCUCGAACAAUUGAUUCAUGAGCAUAAAAUCACGGCAGACGUAUCCUCGCCAACUUUCACCUUGCCAUACCGUCAAAAAGCCAAAAAGGGGCGAACGUUAUCCGAGGUUAUGGGGUAUGGAGGAGACUCCCACUGGGUUGAAAUGGGGAAUCCAAAGUGAAGUGAUAAGGAUGAUUAUAUUUGGUUUUGCAUGGCUUUUUAUUCCUUUAUGGUUGAGUAGUCGAGCCCGUGAUGUCUGACGAUAGUUGAGAUAUUAUCCCAGACGGGAAUGAUCCAUAGACAGAAUUAUCUGCCAGAUUAUCGUUGACUUGGCAUGAAGUUAUUAUCAAAUUCUACCGACAGCUAAAUCAAUCUGUGAUGAAACGUAGCGUAGUAGUGACCAACGAAGUGCGGGCGUCUCCGUAGACUACGAUCUCUAGCCGCCGACGAGAAUAGCAGUGCAAUAUGCUUCGCCACACCACGACUGGCCAAUCAGAACAAGCACAUUAUCGCAUUAAUUGACGAAAAAGGGGUAACUCGCGUCUAUGGUGUCAUUGACUGGGAUUUUGAGCAUCAAACACAGUCGAAU